Blepharisma stoltei is the source of this 898-nucleotide messenger RNA. NCBI's taxonomy places the organism in Eukaryota, Ciliophora, Heterotrichea, Heterotrichida, Blepharismidae. The record is from the annotation of a GenBank genome assembly.
AUGUCAACUGAAGAAGGAAAAAUUUCUCAAUCAUUUGAGCUGAAAGUUUACCAUAAAACUUGCAGCUUUAAUGCAGCUCAUAUUUUGGCUGGCCAGUCAUGGCAAGAAGAUCUUCAUGGGCACGGCUAUACUAUUGCAGUAAUGAUAAAAUCAAAAGUAAUUGGUGCUGAUGGGUUUGUUGUAGAUUUCAGUGUUAUAAAAGCUGCAUUAAAGCAAUUGUGUCAAACUUUAAACAAUAAGGUCCUUGUAGCUUCAAAAUCUACAAGUCUGCAGGUCGUAGACCUAGAAGAUCAUAUCAGAAUCCUGGCUCCUAGAAACACCUUUUAUGAAUUUCCUAACUCCUCUACCCUUGGGGCAAGCUAAAAAAACUUACUCAUUAGUUUAUUUUUUAAUAAAACUGUAUGCUUAGAUUUUGACAAUUUUAGACUUGUAGAUAUCAAAUGAAAAUCUAAUUUAAUUUAUAAAUUAACGACUUAGAAUGCAAGAGUUUAAAAUUUUAUUUCGUAAGUAUUUUUCUAAAACCGAUCGGCCAGCUUAAUUAUGCAAAAUUCUCAAUGACUAUAAAAGAAUUAGCUGAAGUUCUCAAUAUAAUAAUAAAUUAUCAAAAUAAGAUUAUAUAAAUUAUUUUUUUUUACUCGCUUACGAAGAAUCUUAAUUUUGAAAAAUAUGGAUUUUUCUAAUAGAUUACCCAGUAACCAAGGGGGAAAGUAAAAGAAUGUGCGCUUUAUUGCCAAUCAAUAACAGCUCAGCUGAAGAACUUGCAAAAUAUAUCUCUGAAUCUAUUUGGGAAGGUUUAGAGUCGUCUAUAAAGGAUAGAGGAAUUAUCGAAUUCGGGACAGUUGUGUCAGAAACUUACACACAGCAAGACGGAAGUUAUACUAUGAGGAUAUCAGAAUAG